Molecule: messenger RNA, 648 nt
Organism: Hipposideros armiger (great roundleaf bat)
Lineage: Eukaryota; Metazoa; Chordata; Mammalia; Chiroptera; Hipposideridae
Gene: CSN2
Product: casein beta
Exons: 5
Cellular component (GO): extracellular region
Source: RefSeq, a predicted model, not a curated record
AUGAAGGUCCUCAUCCUCGCCUGCCUGGUGGCCCUUGCUCUUGCUAAGGAGACUGUAGAAAGCCUGUCAAAUAGUGAGGAAUCUAUUUCACACAUCAACAAGAAACCUGAGAAGUCUGAACAAGAGAAACAGCAGCAAAGAGAGGAUGAACGCCAGGAUAAAACCCAACCCUUUGUUCAGCCACAGCCUCUAGUCUAUCCUUAUGCUGAGCCCAUCCCUUACGCUAUCCUUCCACAAAAUGUCCUUCCCCUUGCUCAGCCAGCUGUGGUGCUGCCUUACCUUCAGCCUGAAAUAAUGGAAGUUCUCAAAGCUAAGGAGACCACCUUUCCUAAGCGCAAAGUUAUGCCAUUUUUUGAACGUCAAAUCCCAAAUCUCCCUCAUGUCAAAACCCCACACUUUCCUUUGCCUCUGCUCCAGCCCGUGAUGCACCAGGUCCCCCAGCCUGUUUUCCAGGCCCCCAUGCUUCCUACUCAGCCCCUGCUCCCCUUCACUCAGCCCAAAGUCCAGCCUCUUCCCCAGCAAAUGAUGGCUUACCCCCAGGGAGAUAUACCCGCCCAAGCCCUUCAGUACCAAGAGACUCUGCUUGACCCUGCCCACCAGUUCUACCCUGUGGCUCAACCACUUGCCCCAGUUUUCAACUUACAACAA